UUCUCCUCCACACCUUUCCCUUAUCUCUAUUCUUCUCUAGCACUUUCUCUGGAGCACCUUUUUUUUUUUUUUCUUUUCUUUUCUUCUCUAGCAGCGGCUGGAGCACUUUUCUUCUCUAGCAGCACUUCGGCUGGAACACUAGGAUCACUUUUCUUUUUUUCUUUUCUUCUCUAGCAGCACUUCGGCUGGAGCUCUCUCUCACACAUGAAGAUCGUCCGCUUGUCCUUCUCCCACCACCGCAUAUCCUCCUCCCCACCGAGGCUUAGAUGGGUCAGCUUUGUUUUUUUUUUUUUUUUUUUUUUUUUUUUGGUUCUAAUUUGAUUAGUUUUAAAAUUGUGAUUUGAGUUUGUAUUUUGAUUGAGACUGAGUUUAGAGAUGUUUGAGAGAAAAGAUCAAGAAUAGUUCUGUUGUUACCGUUGUGAUUAUUGAGUGAAAAUUAAAAAUUUUAAUCGGUUUUGAUUAUUGAGAUUGAGUUAAUUAUUUUGCUCAUGAAUAGGUCUCUCUCUUUUCUUUUUCUUUUUUUUUCUUUUUCUUUUUUUCUGAUUUCAUUUGGUUUAUGAGAAAAAUUGUUUUCAUGUUUGGAUUGUAUUCUGGAUUUUUUUAGAAAAUAACAAUAAAAUUCAAACAAUAUCAUUAGUUAGGAAACGUUUGAAACUAAUUUGGAAUAUAACAACUCGAGUUCAGUAUCCACGAUUUGUGUGCUAUAAAAUCGAGUAUGGUGUACUCGAUUUCCCUAUUUUGCACUGUCCCCAGGUGGGUCUGAUAUGCCAGAAAUCGAGUUCGUAGGAGUCGUUUUGUAAGAGUAGAAAACGAGAUUAAUAAACUCGGUUUAUAUUCUUGUAAACCGAGUUUAUUAAAGUGAAUUUUUAUAGGUACAAAUCGAGUUUAAUUAACUCGUUUUGUAUGACUGGAAAACGAGUUCAAUGAACUCGGUUUCCAUUCUUGUAAACCGAGUUCAUUGAACUCGGUUUGUUUUCAAAAAAAAGAACCCACGUGUCAACCAUCCCAGACCAAAAAAAAAACUAAGUUCAAAACAUUUCCCACUCCUGACUGCACUCGUCUCUCUGCCCUCUCACUCUCAGUCUCUCUCUCUCUCUCACGAGACGUCUCUCUCACACUCUCUCCGAGCCUGUCGCUCCUUCGCCGGCACCGUCGCCGUCUCACUCUCAGUCUAGACCCUCUCACUCUCACUCUCAGUCUCUCUCUCUCUCACGAGACGUCUCUCUCUCACUCUCACACUCUCUCCGAGCCUGUCGCUCCUUCGCCGGCACCGUCGCCGUCGCUGGCUCUCUCGCUUCCGUCGCCGUCGCUGGCUCUCUCGCUUCCGUCGCCGUCGCUGCCUUUCGCUUCCAUCGCCGUCGCUGCCUUUCGCUUCCGUCGGUCUGUCUCCGCCUCGCAUCUUUCUCCCUCAGUGGUUGGCGAAGUACCUCACAAAAAGUAAGGACUCUCUCUUUUUUUCUGGGUUUAUUUGGUGCCGUGUGCUCACUGCAAGGCCAUUCUCAAUGUCCCUCAUGGCUUGGCCAGGUUCACUUGCCCUCAGUGCAACGUUGACCUCGCUGUCGAUUUGUCCAAGCUCAAGCAGUUCUAUCAGCCUCGCCAGACUCCGCCUCCGCCUCCCGAGGAAAUCAACGAGUAUGGCUGCUAUUCCUGCUCAGCUCCCUGAUGAGUUUGGUCCUGGGCCCAUUGACGAUUCGGUGUUAAGGUUUAUAAAAACACAUCGAGCGUGCGCUGUUUGGGAAGGCAAGGAUCCAGGGCCACUGACAUGCCGCGGUCGUAAUGACGAGUUCCGAAAACGACGCCGGAUAGUGGUGGAUGAUCGUAUCGUCGACAUUGUGAAGAGAGUUGGAUUAGAGGGGCUGUAUAGGACCCCAGGUAGAGAGAUUGAUCAUAACCUGAUCACGGCCUUCGUUGAGCGAUGGCGGCCUGAAACCCACACCUUCCACCUGCCCCAUGGUGAGACAACGAUCACAUUACAAGAUGUGGAGGUUCUUUUCGGGCUUCCAAUCGAUGGUGAGGCAAUUGUUGGAACAACUGACUUGAAAUGGAAGGAUGAAUGUCGGAGUCUGCUUGGAAUUGCUACUAAUAGCACCACGCUUCAAGGACAAAGGAUCCAAAUUAAGAAGCUACUAGAAAAAAUUGACGAAGGGUUGCCCGAUGAUGCAACAGAGGUGGUUGUGCAUCAAUAUGCACGGUGUUAUAUCCUAGCACUCCUGGCAGACACAAUUUUCGCCGACAAGUCUGGUGAUAGGGUGCAUACGAUGUGGUUGCAGAUGCUGAGGAACCUUCGAAAUCCACCUCAGUACAGUUGGGGGAGCGCUUGCCUUGCAUGGCUGUACAAACAGUUAUGCAGGGCAACCGACAGAAGUGCUAGUCAGAUUGGUGGGGCCUUGUUGCUAGUUCAGUAUUGGGCAUGGGUCAGAUUCCCUUUUUUGUGCCCAAGGAUGGACCUCCCACCAGAUGGUGCAUAUGGCCCACCAUUUGCACCUUCUCCAUUGUCUAUUAAGACUGUGUGGGUUGUGAACACCUUGAAUAGCCCCGCCGAAAUCUGUUUGGUCCGGUACCGUCAGCUUUUAGAUUGUAUGCAUCCAAAGCAGGUGGUGUGGCAACCAUAUGAAGCUGAAUUAGCCCACCUGCCUGCGUUUUGUGUCGCCGGAAGGGAUGUAUGGACAGCGAGGGUACCGCUUGUAUGUUUCUGGCUAGUAGAGAAACAUACACCGGACCGUGUUGUUCGUCAGUUCGGGAUGGUACAAGAACCCCCCCUAUAUGUUGAUACUGACGAAGCCCUUCAUGCCAUAGACCUGAGGGGGAAGAUGGAGGUGAAUUGGAGGGACAGACAUUAUGGCCAUAUCCGAGUAUGGGAUAGUCGAGCACGAUCUCUAUGUCCUGGAGCACAACUAGAGGGUGAUAUGUCGCCUGCUCAUCCAUACUUCGAUUGGUACGAUAGGGUGACUUGGAGGUUCGUCGACCACACUUCAGCUUCACUUAUUAUUAUGGUUGCCAGUCACAAGAAGUUGUUGAAACUUUAUACAGUAGGCAGUCAUGAGUACAAGCAUAUUUCAGCUGUACUUAAGACAGUGGAACGCCUUCACCGUAUAACUGCUCGACUUCCGUUGGAAGAUAUCGAUGGGGCAAAUCCAGAAGCCCCAGAAGAUACUGGACGACCAAGCACAAGCUCAACUCAUGCCAGCCAUAGCCAUGGUCAGCGUGCUGCAUCCCAUCAGGUCGUCAGUAGGGCAGAUCUCCCUCCACCCCCACGUGCAUCUCGUGCCCCAGAGUUCCCUCCACCUCCACAUGCAUCUCCUUCCCCAGAGAUCCCUCCACGUACUGCUCAUGCAGUUUCUGACCUAGAGAUCUCUCUACCCACUGCUCAUGCAUCUUUUCACCCCGAGAUCCCUUCACACACCUCACAUACAUUUUUUGAUCCUGCUCAUCUUUCAUUUACUCCACCAUCCUUUGAUCUCGGCCCUGAUUUCAGUCAAACCCCUCCUGUCAUGCACACGCAAUCCCCCUCGUACAGCAUUGGCCAUACAGACCAUGUAUCACCCCAUAGUCACUCCAUGUCAUUCAUGCCCACUCCUAGACUGCAUAUAGAUCCCAUCACUACGGGCACUCACAUUUCAUUUGCUACACCAUCCUCCCCCGCAGUUGUUGGGAGUCAAGCAAAACAGCCAGCUGUGCAUGUUGAGAAUGAGCAGGUUGUUGGGUUACAGUCACCCCCACAAGGUUGACCUAAACGUACAAUAAAAGCACCUCCUUGUGGGACAGGUGGUCACAAAGCAGGACACAACGUUGGCCCCACGCAUCGUGAGGAGCCUCACGAAGGAGACGCAGUACCCCCUCCCCCACAUACCAGACACUAUACGAGACAGCAUAAGCGUAAAAUGCAUUAGGAUUAGCAUCCCAUAGAGUGAGUGGUAAUUCAGUUGC
Molecule: messenger RNA, 3927 nt
Organism: Quercus robur (English oak)
Lineage: Eukaryota; Viridiplantae; Streptophyta; Magnoliopsida; Fagales; Fagaceae
Product: serine/threonine-protein phosphatase 7 long form homolog
Exons: 8
Coding region: 1503-3728 (741 amino acids)
Biological process (GO): meristem development; meristem maintenance
Source: RefSeq, a predicted model, not a curated record